Molecule: messenger RNA, 3730 nt
Organism: Schizophyllum commune H4-8
Lineage: Eukaryota; Fungi; Basidiomycota; Agaricomycetes; Agaricales; Schizophyllaceae
Exons: 6
Coding region: 44-3544 (1166 amino acids)
Source: RefSeq, a predicted model, not a curated record
GCGUUGUUUACACCCACCAUCUCCUCCGCAUCCGACGUCGACGAUGGCGUCCGACGGCCUGCUCCUAUGGGCGAACUCAAUCCGGAUGACGAUGGCGAGCGACAAAGCGCGCUUCGAAUUUUCGGAGCACAUGCAAUCUCGUGGCUUUUCAUGGCUGGAUCAAUAUCUAGAGGACGUGGUUGAGAAAGCGCGUGAAGGCGACGAUGAGCUUUUCGAUCUUAUGAAGACGCCUGGCCGUAAGAAGGCGGUCCGCAAGGGUCCUGCCACGGGUUCUCGCCUGAAGAACAUUGUACCCAUAUCUGAGCAGGACGAAGACAUGGAGAGCAAGGAGAACGUGGCUCCGGUGCAAAACACGUUCUAUCAAGCACUGCUAGCAGCCAAAUCGCCGGAACCCACGAAGGCCCUUCCUAGUCCUCGCGCGCCAGACUCAAGUCCUCUACCCGAGCAGACUGUGCGCCGUAUCUCCUCCCACCCCCGCGAUGUCUCUCCGCCGCUACCAACACCAACUCUCGAUUACCAGGACAACCUCGGCUUCCCGCAAUUCCCACAUAUGGAUCCGGUGGCUCUUUCGAUGAUAGUGGAAGACGAUGAAGGCUCGGGCCGUGGCUCAUCACAUACAAGCUAUGCUGCAGAGCGGGCUCCGCUGCAGGCCGCCGUGUCCAAUCGUCUUGAGGGUCAAGCGAUCAAGGAGCAACCGGAGGAUAUGGAAGUCGCUUCGCCGAGAGGGCCAUCCUUCGCGAGCACAACAGACACAUUCCACUCUGUCCCCAUGAGCCCCGACCAUACUCGCCAUUCCACCGAACGACCUCAAGAGGACUCCAAGGCUGCCCCUUCGGCGUCCACGCCAGAGCACACAUCACCAUUGUAUCCCGCCCUGCCUAUCGAGGAGUCUGCACCGGAGGACUCCAAGCGGAAAUCGGGCGCUCCGUCGCAGGAUGCCACCACUUCCCAGGCCGAAGACGCGGUCGACACCGUCAUGUCGGAGGCCAAUCCCUCGGCGGAAAAGGGCCAGUACACCGACGACGUAGUCCCUUUGCGCGACGAUGACGGUACGAGCGGUGCCAGGCCACCAAGCCCUCUCCGCAAGUCUCUCCGCGCGGUCCGCGAGCAGAGCUCCGGCGCCAUCCUCGUCGGCGCCGCCACGCCUGGCCCAUCUGUCGGAGCCUCGCGCACGUCGUGGUUGAUGAAGACGCGCGCUGUCAACCGGAAGGUCAGUGGUAUGGGCGGGCCUGCGCACGUCCCGCGGACGACUAUGGGAGGCACGAAGCGCAAGAGCGAGGACACGAUGCAUAUUCCGGGCCUGUAUUCAGAAGACGACACGCGGCAUGCGAAGACAAUGAAGUUUGACACGGACGUUGCGCCUGGAAAGCCAAUAGAACGUGCUGAGUCGAUGAAGCCUAUGGAGCGCGCAGAGUCCUUGAAGCCGAUGGAGCGGGCUGAAUCCGCGAAACCUAUGGAGCGCGCCGAAACCGCGCCGCCAACCUCCAGGCCUGCCAGUGCUGCAGCGGACGAGGGCAUAUUGGACCGCUUGCGCAAGACGAUGCAGGGCAUGAAGCCUGUGGGGCCUCUGGUUGCCAACGAGGCGCUGGCCGAUGCGAAGGCCUCAGCGGAGGCGAAGGUGGCCGAACGGCACCAGGCAGAUGCCAGUGUUGUAUCGAUGUCUUUCGCAGACGGUCCUUCUUCCCUCCCGGAGGCUAUCCUAUCAGCUCCCACGAAGGAGGCUCCCGCCCCAGUGAACCCGGAGGCGUCCCGCCGUAUGAGCGUCUCGGAGCUCAUGCCCUCCAACGACAAGGCCGACAAGGCUUCCGUUUUCAAGUUUGCGCCACCGCCUCCGCCUACUACGCAGCAUACGGCUCGCGUGAGCACCACCCCAGCCAACUCACCGCCUCCCGCCAGCCACCCAGCGCCCGUCUUCUCUAAGCCGCGCGUCUUCGUGCCGCCGCCGGACAAGAAGCCGUCCACGCAGGACUUCCACUUCCAGCCCGCCGCCGUGCGCAACGUGCCCACCGCCAUCUCCAACGUCGGCCUCUCCCCCCGACUCCAAUCGCCCUCGUCGCACAAAGCGAACGCCCUGUCCGCGCAAUCCACCGUCGAGUCCAUCGCCUCCAACAAGAUCUUCGACACCGACAAGGUCUUCGACACCGACGUCGAGAUCCCGGGCUCGUGGGAGCCGACGACGCAGGACACGGAGUACUCGUUCCCGGUGAACACGGACGGCGCGGACAUCGUGGACGACGACGACUGGAGCGACGACGGGGCCCCGGUGCCGCCGGUGUUCCCGGGGACGGAUCCGAGCAAUGCGAAUACGACGGAUAUCUACCAGACGACGUCGACGAUGACGACGGCGAGCUAUAAGAUGGGGGUGAGCGUGGGCCCUACCAUGGCCAUGGGCACGGGCGUCCCAGUGGAGGAACCUGUGAUGAAGGAGAAGGAGGCGCCGGAGGAGGAUAAGGAGGUGGAUUUGGCGGAGGCGGACCAGUACUUUAUGGAUGUGGAUGAGCGGAAGGAGGCUCAGCCGACGAAUGCGAAGGCUACUACGCCGACUGAGGACGAGCGGCCUGCGAGCCAGCUCUCGGACGCCUCGUCCGUGCAGCCGACGACCCUGUUCGGCCAUGCGCAUAAGUUCGUGUCCAGCAUGUUGGGCAGCGGGAAGAAGGCAAAGGCUACCACGAAGCCUGAGGUCAAGAGCCUCCAGCUGGCGGCCGCCGCUGCGAAGAAGCAACAGGACGAGCAGGAGAAGAAGGAGAAACGGCUGAAGGAGAUGGAGAACAGGCGCCUGCUUGCUGCGCAGCGGAAAGCUGAUGAGGAGAAGGCGCGGAAGGAGGAGCAGGAGCGCAAGGCGGCUGAGGACCGCGAGCGUCGUAAGCGGGAGCGCGAGGAGACCACUGGGAAGCUGCCUGUGCCGGUGGCGAGGUCGAAGGAGGAGGACACGACGAAAAAGCGGAAGAUCGAGCUCCAGAAGCAGCCUUCGAAGACCGCCCUCAAGCCUCCGAGCUCGACCACCAAGACGUUGGUGAAGUCCAACUCGAAGCUCGCGCUCGCCUCCUCGUCGACGACACCCGCGCACAAAGCCGGCGAGAUGUCGAAAGCCCCUCCUUCGUCGAAAUGCAAGGGCAAGGCGCCCGCCAAGAUGGACGACGACGGCCGCGAGCCCGCCCAAGUCGUUCAAAGCUCCAUGGCCGCGCGCGCCAAAGCCCAGAUGCAGGCCGCCCAAGCCGCCGCCGAACCGCCCAACCCAGGCCCCACCGACAACAUCGAGCUCCCGGACAUCAACAGCGAGUACUCGGACAGCGACGACGAGGACCGCGGGCGGGACGUCGCCGACUGGGCGCAGUCGCCGGACCUCGCGCGCAUGCUGCGCGUGCAGAGCACGAUUAACCCGGACGAUAUCUUUGGGGAGAUCCGGCCGUUGCGGAUGGAAGAGAUGUUCAAGACGCGGCAGAGCCGGUUUAGGGCAAGGACGAGCUCGGCGAAUUGGACGGGGACGGAUCGGUUGACGGUGGAGGAGGAGAGGGAGUAUGCGAGGAGGAUGGGGUAUCGGUAGGGCGUUGGAGAGGGUUUGGACGUUCAUCUCGUGUUUUCGUAUCUUGCAUGUGUUGGCCGAAGGCUUCAUAUUAGACUGCAUACAGCUUUGGCCCCGUUAUGCAUUAUGAAUGAGUUUUGCGAGUGCGAGGGCAUUGUUUGCAGAGCUGUUUCGUGCAUUUACUGGUCCGACCAUCCGUUCCCUUGC